AUGCAGGCUUCACCGCUAGCCAAGAAACCCCGGGCUGCUGCUCUCACAAUAGCCAGCGCGGCGGCGGCUGCAGCGGGAGCGCAGGACGGCCGACGACCUGCCGCAUCCGAAGCGCCAUCCGGGCUGGCAGGAGAAGGGUGCAAGGACCCGAGGCAGGUGCGCAAAGGAGGGGUCUCUCUGUCUCUCUUCCCCGGCCAGGUGAGCCCCUGCCGGAGAGCCUCCAACACAACCAGCGCCGAAAGGUGCCUCCGAGCGAGCGAGCAGCCAGCCAGCCAGAAGGAGGGACAAAGGAGAGGGUGGGGGAGCUGUUAA
Messenger RNA from Podarcis lilfordi (Lilford's wall lizard), 312 nucleotides. Lineage: Eukaryota; Metazoa; Chordata; Lepidosauria; Squamata; Lacertidae. The record is from the annotation of a GenBank genome assembly.